Molecule: messenger RNA, 1002 nt
Organism: Leptosia nina
Lineage: Eukaryota; Metazoa; Arthropoda; Insecta; Lepidoptera; Pieridae
Source: the annotation of a GenBank genome assembly
AUGAGGGUCUUCGUAUUACUCUUGGCUUCAUGUCUAGUCGUUGCAGCCAACGAGGUUCCAACGAUUCCAGGAGAUAAUAGUCAUUAUGUGGAAGGGAAGAGCCGUUAUAUUUGGAUGACAGACGAUGAAGGAGUUCACCAUCUUGUUGAUUUACACCAACCAGUAGAUAUGGACUCUCUAAAUGCAAGAAACGGACAUUACAAUCAAUACUGGUUAUUUACGAGACAAAACCCACACCACAGGCAAGUUCUAUACAAUGGAAACGCGAAUUCUGUACGAAACUCUAACUACAGAGGCAACCGUCCAACAAAAAUUAUCGUGCACGGUUGGAGGAACGACGGCAACUCACAUAUGAAUAUAAUAAUAAGAGACGCAUUCCUCGCUGUUAUGGAUUGCAACGUUAUCGUCGUGGACUGGGGUCGUAUCGCUGGUAAUUUGAAUUACCCCCAGGUUGCUGCAGGCGUUCCCGACGUCGGAAACCAUGUGGGACGUUUCAUUCAAUUCGUGUUCAACACAGCCGGUGGUAAUUGGGACCAGCUACAUUUGGUCGGUUUCAGUUUAGGAGCUCAUGUGGUCGGUAAUGCUGGACGGCUAAUCGGUGGUCGAGCUCGAAGAGUUACAGGCUUAGAUCCAGCUGGUCCAUCGUGGCACGGAAAUGGUCUGGCACUAAACAGAUACUCUGGCAGAUUCGUCGAAGCCAUUCACACAGACGGCCAUAUUCUUGGUCUGAUGGAUCCAAUAGGACACGCCGAUUUCUAUCCGAAUGGCGGAAAAAAUCCACAACCAGGCUGUGUUCUAAGCGAUUGCUCGCAUUCGCGCGCUAACGAUUUCUUCGCUGCAACUGUCCACCAUGGGCAUUUGGUCGGGAGACAGUGCCCCAAUGUCUGGGAGGCGGAACUGUCCAAUUGCCACGGUAACGCUUUACACAUGGGCAACGCAUACCUUGGAAAGCAUGGACAUGGCCUCUACGGACUAAGAACUGGAGCUAACUGGCCGUUUUAA